AUAUCAGUCAUCUUACGGGUCGGGUCGAUGGUGGUUUGAUUUUAUUGCCUAGAAACAAAAACCCCUCUUCCAAACCCUAGCGACCGAGAAAGAGAAGAACCGGUGAAAGAUAAUUAGGAGAUUCCUCGGAAUUGGAAUCCACUGAUCGAUUCUCGAGAAAUGGGUUUGACGAAUUUCAUACUGACGGUGGCGGGAGUAAGCGCGGUUGUGGUUCUGCUGAGGAGCGACGUCAAGCAAUCCGCCGCCAUUUUCCGCCGGAACGUCAAGCACCUCCGCAACUGGCUCGAAGAAGAAUCUUCUGCAGCCUCCAAUUCUAGAUCUCUUCUGUUUUCGGUGUUGUUUCGCUCUGAGUUCGUGCUCUUCUUCCGGGGUUCCUUCAUUUUUUUCUGUUCCCGUCAUCCACUGAUUUUGGAGUUUGGUUGUUCAAAUGUGAAUCAUGAUUCUGCGUCAUCUGCGAUACCAAGGGCAGCCGAGGCCACGAAACCAAAAGAAAUAGAUUCGAAGAUUCCGGAGAAGGGUGUCCCAAAAGAGAAGGAUUAGAUGUCUAUACAGGGAGAGGCGUUUGUUUCAAAACACUUUUGUCAAGGUAGUGUAGCUAUUUGGCAUGUGAAUUUCAGUUUGAAGUCAAGGCUGUUUCAAAACACUUUGGUCUUGGUGAUGUAAUAAGCUAUUAACUUCAGUUUAAAAAGCAAAGGUUCUAACUUUAGAAGUCUUA
This is a messenger RNA of Tarenaya hassleriana, 715 nucleotides long. RefSeq lists its product as uncharacterized. The transcript has 3 exons. The coding region runs from base 160 to 540 and encodes 126 amino acids. NCBI's taxonomy places the organism in Eukaryota, Viridiplantae, Streptophyta, Magnoliopsida, Brassicales, Cleomaceae. The record is from RefSeq and is a predicted model, not a curated record.